Molecule: messenger RNA, 3468 nt
Organism: Cephus cinctus (wheat stem sawfly)
Lineage: Eukaryota; Metazoa; Arthropoda; Insecta; Hymenoptera; Cephidae
Gene: vap
Product: ras GTPase-activating protein 1
Exons: 15
Coding region: 149-2986 (945 amino acids)
Biological process (GO): regulation of GTPase activity
Molecular function (GO): protein binding
Source: RefSeq, a predicted model, not a curated record
GACCAUCUAAACGGCUGGAACUUCAGGGCCAACGUUCUCGUCUGAAGCAUAGGUCCGUGGUCGGCGUGUGGAGUGACUAAAAUGGCUGUCGGGAAACGUCAAUACAUUUUCCAUCAAUAAACCUUAUCGUUUGACGUAUGCUACCGAAAUGGCAGAAUUUGUGCGCGGAGGCCCAAGCGUGUCGAACAGUGCCAAGGUGGAACAUAACAGCAAGGGUGGGUCUCCCAGUACAGGAAGUGAAGAUGGUGGGCCAAAUGAAUCCCUAAAUGUAGAAGAAUUUGAUCCAUUCCUUGAAAACAUACCUGAUGAUCCGCAAGACACUGAGGAACCAGAUAGUGCAAAUGCAACGCUCUUAGCAGCUCCGCCAGAAAAUUUGUGGUAUCAUGGACGUUUGGAUAGAUUCACUGCAGAAGAGAGACUAUGGGAUGCCAGUAAAAUGGGAACUUAUUUAGUGCGUGAAAGUGACAGAAAACCAGGGAGUUAUGUUUUAUCUUACCUGGGAAGAACUGGAAUAAAUCAUUUUCGAAUUACUGCCGUUUGUGGUGACUACUAUAUUGGUGGUCGCCAAUUCAACAGCCUAUCUGAUUUGGUUGCCUAUUACACGCAUUGUUCUGAUCUUCUGAAACGGGAACGCCUCAUGCACCCUACACCUCCACCGGAACCAGUCAAUGACAAAAAACGAAUUGUGGCCAUAUUACCAUAUACCAAAAUGCCGGAUACGGAUGAACUAAGUUUCCAAAAGGGCGAUAUCUUUUUCGUGCACAACGAUAUGGGCGAUGGUUGGCUCUGGGUAACCGCGCACAGGACCGGCGAACAGGGUCUAAUCUUCCGGGAGUUAGUCGAGGAUCUCGACGACUCCAUUGAUCCGAACACAGUCUUUUCCUGGUUUCAUCCAAACGUGACUAAGAGUGAGGCUGUGGAUAUGCUUGUAAAAGCUGGUCCUGGAAGUUUUCUAGUCAGACCCUCCGACAAUAGCCCAGGCGAUUAUUCGCUGUUCUUUCAUAUAAAUAAUCAAAUUCAAAGAUUUCGUAUAGAGAAGAAGGGAGUCCGAUACCUGAUGGGUGGCAGAACGUUUGAAUGUCUCGAUGCAGUUAUCAAUAGAUAUCGUAAGGAGCAGAUAGUAGAAGGACACACCUUGGUCCAGGCGAUGGUUACUGAGCCUGAUGGAAGUGUCAGAGUAAAUAAAGAAGUUCAGCAUGCAGAGAAGAUCUACGCGACACUAAGAGAGUGUCGGGAGCAAUCAGGUGCAAAAAAGAACAAGGGUAUAAAGAUGCAAGGUUAUCUCGAGAAGAAAUCAGAAAAGAAUAAAAAAUGGAAGGCGCUGUACUUCGUCCUCCUCGUGGACGCUACCGAUACACACCUGUAUUUAUACGACAAUCCUAAAAGAACCAAGCCUAAGGGUCUUAUAGACCUAAGCUGUGCCUACUUGUACCAGGUUCACGAAAGCGUUUUCGAUAGACCACAUUGUUUUCAAUUGGUCGAACGCGCCCUGCCAUGCCUGGCUACUAUAACUUACUUAGCCGCUCCAAAUUCGGAGAACGCCCUCGACUGGAUAAACGCAUUGAAGCCGCUCUGCGUUUCACAGCUCACCAGGGCACCGAAAGUCGCCCGACUACGGGAGCUACGUUCAUUACACCUGCACAUUCUCGAUGCUCACAGACUGCCCUAUAAACUAGUGCCGAAUCCAUUUAUAAUAGUAGCACUAAAUAAUGUUAAGGUAGCACGCACAAAAGUCAAAACCGGCUUGCAUCCACUCUGGGACGAGGAAUUCAUUUUGGAGGAUGUACCCCCGGACGUUAUGUCGUUCACGUUGACUCUGUAUAACAAGGGAAAGCGCAGUAAGGAUACUGAGGUAGCUGAAGUCACUGUGGAAUUGGCGAACUUAUCUAAUGGAGAGGAAAUGGAUGAAUGGUACCCUCUUUCCGGUGUCACACCAAUCGGGGAAUGGGGAGCGUUACGUUUGCGUUUAAGAUACAGGCAUGACUUAGCAAUGCCUCCAGAAGAAUACAGUCCUCUGCAACAAUUACUCUUGGACCCCGAAUUGCACGUCGUUAGAGCCUUGGCUGAUGUUUGCCAUUUAGACAAAGUACCACUGGCCAAUAGUCUCCUUCGAAUAUUUAGGCAUGAAAGGAAAGAAGCCGAUCUUCUACGAUCGCUCAAUCAGGCUGAGGUCGACAAAGAAGAUGAAACGCCCACAUUGUUCAGGGCUGCAAGUCUUACCACAACGUUAAUGGACCUGUACAUGAAAUCUGUGUGUACCUCAUUUUUAAAGGCUGCACUGCGUGACACGAUAGUCAAAUUGAUUGAGAGUAAACAGAGCUGUGAAUUAAAUCCGACAAAAAUGGAUUCGCCCGAAGAUGCUUGCAGCAAUGCGGAAUUUCUCUUACAAGUACUGGAUGAAGUGACUCUAAGUAUCUUUACGAGUCCGGACGCUUGUCCGAAGACGCUUCGUUACAUCUGCGGCUGUUUGCAAAGAGCCGUAGUCGCAAAAUGGCCUCACGAAAGAUUAGUUAGGACGAGGGUAGUCAGUGGUUUUAUAUUUUUACGUCUACUCUGUCCUGCCAUAUUGAAUCCACGGUCCUUCAAUCUCAUAGCAGAGCCACCACCUCCGGCAGCCGCAAGGUCUCUGGUGAUGGUAGCCAAGUGUUUGCAAAAUCUCGCAAACUUGGUAGAGUUUGGCGGUAAGGAACCUUACAUGGAAGUGGUGAAUCCAUUUAUACUCAAGAACAAGGAAAGAAUGGUGGUAUUCCUGGAUCAGUUAUCUAAUGUUACUGAGAAGCCAGAAUCUGAAGGUACAGAUUCCAGAGGUAAAAGUACAUGCCUCUCAGAUACAGCAAGAGACUUGGCAACGUUGCAUCACAUUUGUGUCUCUCAUUUGAAGGAACUUCAGGUUCUGUCAAAGACCCAGCCGACGAUAAAGCAGCUGGUGACUGUGACGGAAAUGCUAAGCAAACACAAGCAGAAAUACAUGGAGAUGAUACGGUAGUGCCGAAGCGUUUUCAGCGAUGAGAAAUGCCAAACACGACAAAAAUGCAGUUAAUAAGAGUUAACUUGGAUAAAUAACGUACAGUAGUAUUUAACGAUGAACAUCACGACUAAGCGAUUUAAGUAAUUAAACGUAACAGACUGACGUGCCAUAUAUACUAUUGUAUACCUAUAUACAUAACACUCAUUACACCUAACAUGCAACACAAUACACACAGUGACAGAGAUGAAGAAAAAGAAAUUGAGAGCGCACACUUAUAAUAUACAGAACCAUGAACACACAGUUUAAGAAGAGAUACGAUGAAGACACUUACUCAGAGACACAAGCCUACAUUUACUAUUUCAUAUGCAAUUAGAAGAUAGUUUAUAUACGUAUAGCGACUGUAAUGUGACAGUGAUAUAGCUAUAUACAGAAUCAUAUGGGCGUAUGACAAUUUUAUAUCCACUUAGGUGCUCCAAAAUAAAUACAAAUCAAAAUAAAAA